AAAGACAACCUUAUCCAGAGGAAAUGAUAAAACACAGAGCUCUGUAAGAACAAACCCAACACAACAAUGGCUUCCAUAUCACCUACUUCUCUUCAACUCUCCACAAACUCAUUCCCCUCACGCGCUCCGUCCCUCUACAAAUCCCACGCGCAAACCUUCACAUUCACCACCCGCGCCACCGAUUCCGAAACGCCAACCGAGUCUGAACCCGAAACCUCCAAACCCGACUCGGUAGACCCGUUUGAGUCGCGGAUCUCGCAGGUCAGGAUCCGAUACAAGAGCGGAACCGGGAAAAAGGCGGAAGUUCGGAAGGCGAAAAAGGGGGGCGCCACCGCGAAGGCCGGUUCGUCAAUGUACUUGCCGCCGGUCCCACUGAAGGAGGCGGUUUCGGGCGGGACGAAAGUGGAGUUCGGGUUUAGCCCUUACAGCGAGAAAAUCAACGGGCGGAUAGCGAUUUUGGGGCUAACGGCGCUACUGGCGGUGGAGUUGGCGACGGGAAAGGGGGUGAUAAAUUAUCACACGCCGGCGAUUGUGCUAAUUCAGGUCUAUUUUGUGGCGGCCGUAAGCGCGUUGUUUGUGAAGUAUGAGAAAGAGAGCGUGAGUGUUUGGCCUGAGGCUAAGAAAUGAACUUAGAAAGAUGUAAUUAUCAUAAUUGAGAUUAUCUUUUUUGUGUUAAUUAAUUA
This is a messenger RNA of Pistacia vera, 683 nucleotides long. RefSeq lists its product as uncharacterized. The record is from RefSeq and is a predicted model, not a curated record. The coding region runs from base 67 to 627 and encodes 186 amino acids. Lineage: Eukaryota; Viridiplantae; Streptophyta; Magnoliopsida; Sapindales; Anacardiaceae. The transcript has 2 exons.